Messenger RNA from Olea europaea var. sylvestris, 1287 nucleotides. RefSeq lists its product as uncharacterized. The transcript has 3 exons. Bases 1 to 1287 code for a protein of 428 amino acids. The record is from RefSeq and is a predicted model, not a curated record. NCBI's taxonomy places the organism in Eukaryota, Viridiplantae, Streptophyta, Magnoliopsida, Lamiales, Oleaceae.
AUGCAUCUACUAGUCUUUCCAGCACCCAUUGCUGAAGUAUGCUCAGGCCAGCCUCCUCCACUUGGCACCCAUCCAAUGCAAACUCGUGCAAAAUCUGGCAUUUUCAAACCUAUCCACCGGUCUCAUGUAUGCAUAGUUCCCCACUCUGGGCUCCUUGAAUCUUUUCUCACCAUGCGCGAACCUAAAGGCUUCAAAUCUGCUGCCAAACAUUCUGGAUGGAUUGCAGUCAUGGAUGAAGAAUUCAGGCCCUUCACAAAAAUCAUACAUGGGAUUUGGUACCUAAACCGCCCAAUGCAAAUGUUGUGGGCUCUAAAUGGGUUUUCCGUGUCAAAUAUCUAUCGGAUGGCUGUGUCGACCGCCUUAAAGCCCGCUUGGUUGCAAAGGGCUAUACACAACAACCGGGAAGAAGUUUACAUGGAUCAACCACCUGGUUAUGUUGAUUCUAAACAUCCCUCAUAUGUUUGCCACCUUCGUCGGGCUCUCUAUGGUCUCAAACAAGCUCCACGAGUUUGGUUGCAUCGCGUCAGCACCUUUCUCUUGGCCAUUGGCUUCGUUUGCAGUCAAGCUGACUCAUCCUUAUUUGUUCUCUCCAAGGGUGCUGACUUAAUUUAUCUAUUACUCUAUGUUGAUGACAUCGUGGUAACUGGCAACAACACGACAGUCCUUGAUGACUUCAUUUGUAGGCUGACUAGCGAAUUUUCCACUAAAGACCUUGGAUCUCUGAAUUAUUUCUUGGGCUUGGAAGCUCAUCUCACUUCUGCUGGUCUUUUUCUUAGCCAAACCAAGUAUGCUCUUGAAAUCCUACAGCGUGCCCAUUUGGUUGACUCCAAACCGGUCUGCACUCCCUUGGUAGUCGCUCAGCAUCUUUCCACCAUGGGUCUCGAUUUUGAUGACCCACAUCUCUUUCGGUCGCUUGUGGGAGCUCUCCAAUAUCUUACCAUCACUCGACCGGAUAUCACUCAUGCUGUAAGUGUCGUCAGCCAGUUCAUGCACAAGCCUUCUAUCUCUCAUUUUCUGGCAGUAAAAAGGAUACUACGAUAUAUCAAGGGAACUCUUCGAUUUGGAUUAUCCUUCACUCCAUCUUCUUCUCGGGAACUCCUUGCCUAUUUAGAUGCCGAUUGGGCUGGCUACCCUGACACACGUCGCUUAGUUUCUGGUUAUGCAAUCUAUUUUGGUGAAAUUCUAGUGUCUUGGAGCUCCAAGAAGCAGCCGACAGUUUCACGCUCCAGUUGUGAAUCUGAAUAUAGGGCUUUAGCACUCACAACCUCCAAGGUUAAAUGGCUAUGA